Molecule: messenger RNA, 1054 nt
Organism: Gastrolobium bilobum
Lineage: Eukaryota; Viridiplantae; Streptophyta; Magnoliopsida; Fabales; Fabaceae
Product: Golgi apparatus membrane protein-like protein ECHIDNA
Exons: 6
Coding region: 160-708 (182 amino acids)
Biological process (GO): protein secretion; vesicle-mediated transport
Cellular component (GO): Golgi membrane
Source: RefSeq, a predicted model, not a curated record
AAAUAGUGUUUUUUCACAUAACUUCAUCUUGGAUCCGUAAGAAACAAAUUUUGGUCUGAAAAUCCUUGCGUUUGCGGGGUGUAAGAUCUGGUAUGCUCCGUCGUCUGUGAUUACUUGCAAGCUUCGCUUCUUCUCUUUCCGAAGCUCACACAGUCACAUAUGGAUCCCAAUCAGCCUGUAGGUGAAAACUACGCCAAUCCAAAGACCUGCUUCUUUCAUGUUCUCUUCAAGGCUGCAGCCUUGGCAUUUUACAUUCUCUCGGCCCUCUUUAUUAAUAAUUUUGUCAUCAUUUUUGUGGUGACAGUCCUUCUUGCCGCCCUUGAUUUUUGGGUUGUCAAGAAUGUGAGUGGGAGAAUUUUAGUUGGUUUGAGAUGGUGGAAUGAAAUAAAUGAUCUCGGUGAGAGUGUUUGGAAAUUUGAAUGUCUUGACCACGAGUCAUUGGCUCGGAUUAACAAGAAAGAUUCAUGGCUUUUCUGGUGGACCCUUUACCUUUCGGCAGUUGCAUGGGUCGUGCUGGCUAUAUUUUCGCUCAUAAGGCUUCAAGCCGAUUAUCUCCUUGUUGUAGGAGUUUGUUUGACCCUCAGCAUUGCAAAUAUUGUUGGUUUUACCAAAUGCAAUAAAGAUGCUAAGAAGCAGAUUCAACAAUUUGCCUCUCAGACAAUUGCCUCUCGGUUCUCAUCUACCUUACAGUCAGCAUUCAAUGUUUGAUUAUCAUAGAUGACUGAACCAUGCAUUAUUGGAAGUAUUGAAAUGCGGUGGAAGUUUGUACAUGAUGAUGAUUAUUUCGGCCAGCAUCAUAUUCGAUCUUGACUACCUAUCGAACUUGCAUAGCUACUGAUUACAACAAAUGCAAAAUUUUGUACCUUUUAUAAGAAAAGGCUUGAGUGAGCGAGACUUAGAUAAUCAAAUUACAUAGUAAAACAGUUACUUAUUUUCGGGUGUAAAUCAUGUUUUUUUGUAUUCUUUUGCAUCGGAGGUUUAAGAUUUAUAUUCUGUGCAACGAACUUUUACGGCUUAUUAUCAUGAUAUUGAGUCAUAAAUUGGUGGAUAAUGU